Molecule: messenger RNA, 2871 nt
Organism: Sitophilus oryzae (rice weevil)
Lineage: Eukaryota; Metazoa; Arthropoda; Insecta; Coleoptera; Curculionidae
Product: mesoderm induction early response protein 1
Exons: 7
Coding region: 232-1383 (383 amino acids)
Biological process (GO): negative regulation of transcription by RNA polymerase II
Cellular component (GO): nucleoplasm
Molecular function (GO): histone deacetylase binding; transcription corepressor activity
Source: RefSeq, a predicted model, not a curated record
AUAAACAGGGAUAGCGUUUUUGUUUGUGGAUGGUUUGUGGUCUGUGUUUAUGGUUUUGUUUGUGUUUUUUGCUAAAAAGAAGGUUGUUUGAGAACGAAAAACAAUUUAGAGAAUCUUUAAAUAUCCAGUUAUAUUUGCAAACUAUUGAUAGAAAAAUAUUUCAUUGAAAACUCUACGUAUUUUUAACGUUGUAUAAGGCAAUUCAGUGUGUAAUGAAAGCUACACAAUAGAAUGGAUUCGCGUGUGCCAAAUGAUACAGGUGAAAAAAGUAACAGUGAUAAUGGCAGUGAAUCCCCUUCAAAGGAUAAACUCUUUGAUCCAUCAAUAGACAUGCUCGUUAAUGAUUUUGAUGAUGAAAGGACUCUUGAAGAAGAAGAAGCUCUCGCCGCUGGAGAAUCCAGUGAUCCAUCAGCUGAACUUUCAAGCCUCCAGAAGGAGGGUAAUAUGCCAUUAGAGGAACUUUUAGCCCUUUAUGGUUAUUCCAAUGCUAAGGAAAAAGAAAGUUCAUCUGAAUCAGAGUUAGAAGAAGAAGAAACUGCUCAAGAAGUGGCACAAAUUUGUGAACCACUAGUGGAAAAGGAAAGGUCACCCACACCGCCAAAACACUCCAAGUUAAGUUUAUUGUAUGAGCCAAUGGCUGAUGAAACAGAAGAUUCGUCUCGGUUACUUAGGUCUGUAUCAAGAAUAAGUGAUGAUGAUGAAGAAGAUUAUGAGUCAGGUCCAGAUGAUGAAGAGGCCCAAAAAAUUCGAAAAACUAUUAUGGUUGGUGGUGACUACCAAGCACAAAUACCCGAAGGUCUUCACUAUUAUGAUAAUGCUCCACCGUAUGAGAAUGAAGAUAAGUUACUAUGGAACCCCCGAAAGAUUUUUAACAAGAAUGUAGAAGAAUAUUUAAGAAAAGCACAUGAAAUUAGUAAACCACCUAUACCAAAAGGAACACUAUUAAGAGAUGAUGAACAAGCUUUAUAUUUGUUACAGCAAUGUGGACAUAAUACAGAAGAGGCUUUGAGAAGGCUACGGAUGAACGCACCACCAAGUUCAGCAGUAACUGAGUCAAAGGAUACUUUAUGGUCUGAGGAGGAGUGUCGAAAUUUUGAAUCUGGAAUUCGCUCAUUUGGAAAGAAUUUCCAUCAAAUUCAGCAGAACAUGGUUAGGACUAGAUCUGUAGGAGAACUAGUUCAGUUCUACUAUUUGUGGAAGAAAACGGAACGCCACGACAUCUUCGCCAACAAGGUUCGUUUAGAGAAGAAAAAAUACGCUCUUCAUCCUGGUUUGACGGACUUUAUGGACAGGUUUCUCGAAGACCACGAUAAAGACCGUAGCAAUUCUCUAAACAUUAUCCCAGGAAGUGCCAACGUGAAUGGGAAACCUCCGGACACUUGAUCUUUGCUCUAUAGCUACUGGCUCUAUAAAAAUAAGCAGGAUCAGGAGUAAGUUCAUUUUUUACCUGAUGUUCAGUCAUUAUGGCUUUUAUACAUACCAAAAAUCUAAUGUUGAUUCAUUCUGCUUCACUUUCUGUUUUCCAUAUUAAUAAUUAUAAUUUUUAAUACAGCUAUUAUUAAACUAUUGACUUAUAAAACAUGCUGAUUCCUUUUGUUUCAUCAUGAGUUAUAUAUUAUUUUAUUUAAAAAUAAAAAGACGUCGCAGUAUUUAGAAUAAAAUGAUUUGCUAUAUACAGAAGUAUAUAAGCCUUUCUCUCUUAUUUCAUACAAAUCUAUAUCAUAUAAACUAACAUAAAUAUCAUCAUGCCCUGGGGUUUAUAAUAUAACUAUGUUGACAAUUCAUCAUGGGAGAGGACACUGAUAUAUUGACAACAUAGAGGAAGGCUAAACUUGUAGAUAUACCUAUGUUAAUUUAUAGGAUCUAGAGAAAUAAAUGUUAUUUUUUUGAUAAAUGAAUAAAUAUUUUUAUAGUAUCUAUUUAGAUUUUUGGUUUGGCGCCUUUGAUACUGCAACAUGAUAUAUAUAUGUACAAAAGUAUUUAAUGUUUACUUUAUAGAAUAUGUAUUUGUUAAAAACAUUUUAAAUAAUUUUUAUAUCUGAAUUAGAGCUAGAAGAGACGAAGCAGUUUGCGACAGCCUACUCAGCGCAAACCGUCUCAAAACUGCCUUGUAUGAUUUAGCUCUAAUGUUUUUAAAUCAUGUAAUUAUAGGAGAGCCUCAAAACUUACUAAUUUGAUUUUAAGUUUUGAAAUUAAAAUUUUUUAGCUUUUACUAUAUCAAAAAGACAUUACAAAAGAAGCAUGGUUAAAACUGUAGAAAGUAGUUUUUAACUGUAUUAGUUAUUUAUGUAGGUAAAUAUCUAUAUGUUUAUAUUUGUAUUCCCAAUAAAAGUAAAGUAUUUUGUCUAUAUAAACUUUUUUUUUGCUGUCGUCGUUAUCAUGAUUUUUCCUUAAAACUAAAUAAUAAAUAAUUAUUUCUUUAAAAUUUCCGUGGUGACGUUACUCCUCUAGAGCAGAAUUAUAUAAAUACUACCUCCCUGCUGCGUUGACUUCUCCACGGGUCAUUUAAUAAGAAAAGUAAAUUGUGUCUGUAAUUGUAACCAGACUUAACCAUGCCUCUUAAUGUAUAUUCUUUUGGUUUUAUAACUACAUGUAAAUUGUAUAAAAAGAUAUAUUAAAUUUUAUGUCUGUUAGUCAUAAGUUUUUUUGUAAUUAUAUAGGCUUCUAUGUAACAUUAUAUGAUGUAUAACAUGAUUUGAUGACAUUUUCGACAAUUCAAAAUCAGUGUUAAUCAAAAAAUUUAAUAGAAUGAGUUAUUUUUAACGACCAAAUCUGUUUACUGUAUCUAUAUGUAGAAGUUGAAGUUCAGUUAAUGGUUUAACUGUUUUUUCGACGAUUAAUCAUUGUAUUAAUAAACAAGAGUUAUAAUCA